This is a messenger RNA of Aedes aegypti (yellow fever mosquito), 4742 nucleotides long. It is a transcript of the gene Ccdc85, whose product is annotated as coiled-coil domain-containing protein 85C-A. The transcript has 6 exons. Bases 1928 to 3760 code for a protein of 610 amino acids. The record is from RefSeq and is a predicted model, not a curated record. Lineage: Eukaryota; Metazoa; Arthropoda; Insecta; Diptera; Culicidae.
CUGCCGAAGCGAGUGGAGUAACGUUGCAACCAAUUCUUCUCGUCGUUCGUCGGAUCGAUCGUCUAUGUCUUAGGUUUGCGCUUUUUGGCUUGUUCAAGAGGUUCGGAGUCCGCGCGUCCCGCCUAAAGUGUUUUGCUGCGGUUGGUGCUACACAUUUUACUGAAAAGUGGAAAAUAUUCAACUGAGGGCUUCGAGGUGCAGUUUUACAGUUUUAUGUUGAAGUAUUGGCGCAGAGAUCUCCCGUUUGAGACCCGCUACCGGUAGAAGUGACGGAGAAGUUGCAGAGGGGUAGCUCAACGAACGAAAAAAUACGUCCAAGUGGAUAGAUUCUUUUGCCUUUUCUGAAUCAAACAGCAUCCGUCCCAGCAGAGGAGCCACCGAAAGCGUUGCAUACCUUAAUUGUUGUGGAACGCCGUGGACUGUGUGGGUCAAGAAGUUGCAAAGUGGCCGUGCUGUGUUUUGAAGUCGACGUUCCAAGACUGGAUGUUUUCGGGUGGCAUCUUGAUCGGAGUGUAUGUGUGUGCAACCUCUAUAAGGUAGAAAAAGGUUCAAGACAGAAUCAUAGCGAAGACGAUACCGAAGAGCAACGAAAUAGGCUUUUACUUUGUGCUGUUCCAAUUUCUGAGAUCCUCUCGGAAGCAGUGGAGGUGUUGAGAAGCAAAACAUCGACAAAAAACGCAGGCAAAGCUAUAAUAUAGUGGGAAGAGGAUUGCGCUUAAGUGGAAGUGGUGUAUCUGUUUUCGAAGAAAACACGUGGAACCCGAAAGAUUUUGAUUGAAAAGAGGAAUCCCUUUUGGGAGAAAAAAGUGCGCGGGUGGUUUGUUUGACGGGGUUUCGCUACGAUAGUGAGCGUGAGUGGAAAGGAUAACACAAAUUUUAACUGAAUAAAGUGCAUGCAAGUGUGAAAGGAGGAACGCAGAAAAUCAUCAAAACAGUUUUGCGUUUGGAAGUUGGAGUUUUGUUGCAGAGGUGGCGUCAAAAAAAGAAUUUCAAAGUCUAAGACUGUGGAGUGGCAUUGGCGUUUGGAACCGCUAACAGGUACGAAAACCUGAUUUUGUGAACACGCAGAUACGCAGAGGUCGUUGCAUAUGAAAAGGUUCAAAUUUUAGGACUUCCAACGACUUUUUUUGCGCGAAGCAACCGCCGACAGCCGCCGAGUGAGCGUGAUUCGCCUUGCCUUGCCGAUCCGCGCUGCGUCUGGAAACUGGAUCUCGGGUGAACCGGUGGACUGAGUGAGGAGCUGUUAGCUUUGCGAGUUUGGAAGACUCCAGUCAGUGCCUUCGUCGUGUUGGUCUCGAAAGGGCCGUCUUCAGCGUCGUCGUCUUCGCGUGGUGCUAUUAUGAAUUCGAUACCCCACUAGACGCUAGUCGGGUCUAGAGAGUCGGCAUAGAUAAUGAGUCAUAAUGAUACAUAGUGAUAAAAAAUUACUUUACCAAGAGUGAGUAACUUAAUAGGAGCGGAAAAUGCCUUAGAGUCUGUCUGGUGCCGAGUGAGUGAGUGAACCACAGAUAAAUUGCCAGGGAAAAAAGAAGAUGAUAGAAUUGCUUUUCGGAUAGGCGAAGGUUGCUGUUGAUGAUAAGAAAGCUAUUACUUGAGGUUCUCGUCGUCGCUCGUGGAAUACGAAGAAUGUGAUGAUCGAGAAGAAAAGAAGCGAAGUUUUACCAGAAGCAAACGAAAGAAGAUGUGGUAUUUCUACUAUCUAUCGGUUUAAGUGCCUUUCGAACGACCACAUCGCAGCGCGAGUGAAUGUAAUGUAUCUUGUCUGAAGUGUCCUCUUGCCGAAGUGAAAUUCAUAUCUGAAGAGAGAGGGAAGAAAUAUCUCUCUGUAAAAGUUAAGUAAUUAACGUGCCGCGAUACAAGAAAAGCCGCGCGACAACAUCGUCGUCCAACACAUUCCACUCCAAUCCCUCACAGCAUUCCCGUAGUCAUGUCAACAAAUAGUAAUAACUUAAAACUAUCUGGAAAUAUUAUCAGUCUAACAGGCAACAAACAGUCCCAACUACAGAAAUCCAAACUCAAACCCCCACCGGCAGCAACUGUCACUUCAAACGGACACGCCAGUUCGACAGUUGCAGGUCAGCCGACACUGAACGGUGGAGCAAAACCAGUCCAAACUCAACAGAAACAAGUACCAUCGCAAACCCAAUCAGCGGGAUCGCAAAUUCCGCCCCGAUACCAACCACCUCCUCAGCCUCCUGGAGGUAUCCUCAAACACAUCGUACAUAACGGAGGCGCCCCACCAUUGGCCAGGUCCUCAACGGUACCAUCCAUAGCCUAUACUUCCGACCUUAACGGAGGCUUGCACCAUCACCUUAAAUUUCCUCCCGAAAUCCCUAAAACAACCGGGCUAUACAUCCCCGAAAACCUCAAACAUCAACUCAAUCCCAGUCGGUUGGCCGUACCACGAUCCCAUUUGAGAUUCUCCAACCAGCACCACCUUUCUACCACCAACAACCACCCGAAUCAACCUCAACAACCGUCCCAUCAUCUACCGCCACCCCACACUCGCCUAAGCUCGGACUCUUCCUCCGAGGACCAAGCAACGACCAGUUCCACCCGGUCCCUCCAACAACACCUGAACUCCAAACAGCAACCAUCCCCACAACCCAACCAGCAACCUCAGCAACAGCCCCAGGGCCACAUCCAGCAAACCACUGCGAUCGUUCACCACCAUCAACCUCCCAGUCAACAGGCUCCACCAAUUCCUACCAACUCUUCAAACAACAACAACAAUCAGCAACAUCCAAACCAAAAGCAACAGCAACAACAACAUCAGCAGCAACAGGAGAUGCUGAAAUUCGUCCGGAAAGCCGAGUCGGAAACGUCGUCCACGCCGACCUCGUCCAGCGGGGGUCGGAUAUCGGCGAUCGAGCAGAAUCGACACUUUCAGAACCUACUCGCGGAGUUGCGAGCGCUGAAAGAGGCUAACCAGCGGCUAAGCGACGACAACCAGGAGUUGCGCGAUCUGUGCUGCUUCUUGGACGACGACCGGCAGAAGGGACGCAAGUUGGCACGCGAAUGGCAACGAUUCGGACGCUACACGGCCAGCGUGAUGCGGCAGGAAGUUUCCGCUUAUCAGACGAAACUGCGGCAGCUGGACGAUAAGCAGCAGGAGCUGAUUCGCGACAAUUUGGAACUGAAGGAGCUGUGUCUGUAUUUGGACGAAGAACGAUCGAACACCAAUCGGCCGGCGGCGGUUUGUGGAAACUGCGGGGCGGCACCGGGCAGUACCACCAAUGGCAAUGCUGUUCCCCUCCGGGACGACGGAGACGGAAGCAGCUCGAGCACCAAUGCCGACGAGAAUAUACACCAGCUGGGAGGGGGUCAGUUCGGGAGGAAUGGAUUGACGGAACUCAAUCUGCGCUCCGCCCUAAGUGACCAAACCCUGCAAUACGUCCGAUCGCUCGAAUCUCGAAUACGGCAACUGGAGGAAGAGCGGUGCGCCAUCCUCAAGAACGUCCAACCCAUCGGACCCACCAACGGAACGGGACCUCCAGUAUCGAACAACAAUCCCAACAGCAAUCAACCCGCACCCCCAUCGUCAAUUGCUGAUCCCAUAUCCGGUCGACCGGAAGCAGUUGUGCGAGCUCUGCAAGUGCUCGAAGUUCGCGAACAACUCGAACGGGAACGAAUUGGACCCAACAUCCCAACUGACCACCAACUGGACGACGGCGAAAAGGCUCUGGUACGCGAGAUGUGCAAUGUGGUGUGGCGAAAGCUGGAGGAUGCUCCCAACACCGGGAUUGAUCAGCAUGUUUGAUGUCUACUUCUGAAGAGUUCCAUUCUGAAGCAUCACAAUCAAGCAGGACUAGCAUGACUUGGCGCAAUCGGUCGCUGAAAACACAUUCAGAGCACAUGGAGGCUUCCUUGUGUAGCUUAUACCACAGACAAGCAGACGUAACACUUAGUACGAAUUUCACAGUAUCAUCAUUUGAUGAUCAUGUUGUACGAACUCCUGUUUUGUAAACCAAUGCCUGCAGAAAUCGCUGGUGUAAAACGUCAAACACGAAGAAUAACGACGCACGCGCCUCUGGUUGUGAGCUUUGUAACUACGUCAGUGUUACGUCUGAUUGACUGUGCUUAUACUCUUGCCUUACACCUACUUCUUUCUUCCCUCAAAACCUCAACACCGCAACUACGAUGAUGUACAAAUUAAUUAUAAUGAUUCUUCACAAAAAAUAGAAAAAAAAACAUACUGCCAGCGCCGCGCGCGCUCGCGUUUACUCACUACGGAGUAAAUGAGAGACGGCACCAGAUUAUAGUCGGGAACGCGAUGCCGCCGAAAAUGAAAAAAAAAACGAUUGUGUACAGGAAUGCUAACAAAUCAUCGGACGAUAAAACCUUCAAUCCCCAUCCAAAACAAGGAUCGGAUCAAAAUGUGUGGCGCGAUGCAAGAGGGGUUUCAAAAACCCCCUUUCGAAAUCAGUUUACUUACAGGAGAAUGUAACCUAAUCAAUUAAAAUUAACAAAGUAUUUAUCGUCGUUUAUCGUUAUAUUUAUGCCUCCCUACCCGAUUGUUUGCGAAACGGGUUGAAGAGGGGGCCAUUAGGGAUCGAGAUGAGAACGAAAUAUAACUUGGAUUCAAUAUGUAGAUGAUUUGUCAAGGACUUUGUAUCGUAUAUGUAACAUUAUAUCAGAGGAUGGGGCUCGCGUAGAGAUGAAGAAUCAGUAAUACCUUGCAUGUAUGGUUGAACCCAAAUCGAGAUUUGAAUAGGCAUGUAUCUUUGCAUGCCGAGCUUAGA